AUGUUCACCUUCACCCCGUUGCUCGGGGCUCAGUCCUCAGAUUCAAGAGCCUCGCAGUCUAUUCUUGAGCUGGACGGUGGAAUUAAGAUUCUCAUCGACGUAGGAUGGGAUGACUCGUUUGACACUCGUGACUUGGUUGAACUCGAGAAGCAUAUUCCAACACUCUCUCUGAUUCUCCUCACACACGCGACCCCGGCUCAUAUCGGUGCUCUGGUCCAUUGCUGUCGGACGUUUCCUCAGUUCACCCAGAUCCCAAUUUAUGCGACAAGUCCAGUGAUCGCAUUCGGUCGAACUUGCUUGCAAGACCUUUACUCAUCAUCGCCACUUGCAGCCACUUUCCUUCCAAAAUCAUCGAUCUCAGAGUCCAGCGCAUCGUCGGUACCUUCUGCAGGUGGCUCAACGGCAGAAGCUGAUGAGAGUUCCGAAGCCACCGGCAGCUCGGGACGAAUCCUUCUUCAGGCACCUACGACUGAGGAGAUUGCGAGAUACUUUUCGCUCAUUCAGCCUCUCAAAUACUCUCAGCCCCAUCAGCCUCUUCCGUCUCCCUUUUCGCCGCCUCUCGAUGGCCUCACUCUCACGGCCUAUAACGCAGGACAUACGGUUGGAGGAACAAUAUGGCACAUUCAACAUGGGAUGGAGUCUAUUGUAUACGCUAUGGACUGGAACCAGGCACGAGAAAGCGUCGUAGCAGGUGCUGCAUGGUUUGGUGGUUCUGGUGCAAGCGGCACGGAAGUCAUCGAGCAGCUGCGAAAGCCGACGGCCCUCAUCUGCAGCACGAAGGGGGCCAGUAAGCUGGCAGUGUCUGGGGGUCGGAGGAAAAGAGAUGAUCUGCUGCUUGACAUGAUUCGGAGCAGUUUGGCAAAAGGUGGCACUGUUCUUAUCCCGACCGAUACAAGCUCUCGUGUUCUUGAAUUGGCAUACGCUCUUGAGCACGCUUGGCGCGCCGCAUCAAGUGACGACAGGGGCGAUGUUCUGAAGGGCGCCGGACUGUACCUGGCCGGAAGAAAAGUCAAUACCACAAUGAGGCUUGCUAGGAGUAUGCUUGAGUGGAUGGACGAGAACAUCGUGCGCGAGUUCGAGGCAGCCGAAGGCGCUGACGGAGUAACGGGCCAAAAGGCCGGUGGGCAAGGGCAAGACAAGGGAGCCGGCAAAGGCGUCGGCCCUUUCACGUUCAAGCACCUCCGAACCAUCGAGCGUAAGAAGCGCCUCGAAAAGCUUCUGGCCCAAGAGGGGCCCAAGGUCAUUCUCGCCUCCGACACCUCUCUCGCCUGGGGAUUCUCCAAAGAGUCUCUUCGGCAAAUCGCCGAUGGUCCUAAUAACCUCCUUCUAAUGACCGAGUCUUUCCGCGAAGAGAUGCGAGAAGACACCAAGGAGCCUGCUGGUACAGUGUCGCUUGGGAAAACGAUAUGGCAAUGGUACGAAGAACGCAAAGAUGGAGUUGCUCUCGAGCAAGGACCAGAUGGAGAAUUACUCGAGCAGGUUCACAGUGGGGGUAGGGAGCUGGCAUGGACAGAAGUGCAGCGUGUACCUCUCGACACAAGAGAUCAACUGCUCUAUCAGCAAUAUUUGGCAACCAAGCGCCAGCUUCAAGAUACUUCACAGGCACGAGGACAAGAAGGCCUUGAAAACGUUGCCGAUGCACUAGACGAUCGGUCUAGCUCUACCUCUUCCGAAGAGUCCGACUCGGAGCAGCAAGGCAAAGUCCUUAACUUUUCAACCACGCUGGCGCACUCAAAUCGGAGCAAACUAGCCUUGACUGACGAGGAUCUUGGUAUCAACAUCUUGUUGCGGCGGAAAAAUGUUUAUGACUAUGAUGUUCGAGGCAAAAAAGGCCGCGAGCGUAUGUUCCCAUAUGUUACCACGCGCAAGAAGGGUGACGAGUAUGGAGAAUUUAUUCGGCCGGAAGAAUACCUCCGUGCUGAGGAACGCGAGGAAAUCGACAUGCAACAAAGACAGUCCGAUGCGCACACUAGGCCGGGCCAAAAGAGGCGAUGGGAUGAAACGGCUGGUUCUGGCGCACGGCAAACAUCCGACAACAUUCGAGCCCGAAAGCGUCAAAAUCCCGUCAAUGGCCAAAACGGUGGAGCUGGGGCCGAUGAUGAACUUAGUCUUGCAUCUGAGGGUGAAGCUGCUGAGCUGGCUGGGUCGUCAGAAGACGAGGCCGAUGCGGAGUCAUUCGAAGGCCCCGCAAAAGCGCUUUAUCGCAAGGAGACAAUCACAAUUCAUGCGCGCCUUGCAUUUGUGGACUUCAUGGGCUUGCAUGAUAAGCGCAGUCUGGAAAUGCUGAUCCCCUUGAUCCAGCCGCAAAAACUCAUUCUGGUUGGUGGCAUGAAGGACGAAACCCUGGCUUUGGCGGAAGAGUGCAAGAAGCUGCUCACAGUCAAAGCAAGCCCCGAUGCUUCGACCACUAGCACUGACGCUGCUGCGAUCAUUUUCACCCCUGUGAAUGGAGAGGGCAUUGAUGCCAGUGUCGACACGAAUGCCUGGACUGUUAAAUUGAGCAACAGUCUCGUAAGACGCCUGCAUUGGCAACAUGUUCGAAGUCUCGGUGUCGUGGCGCUCACGGCGCAGCUUCGAGCGCCGGACAGCUCUGCAGACCACCAAGGGUCCGAUGCGGACCCCGCCGGGAAGAAGAUCAAGUUGGCAGGCGAUCAAGCAGCAGGGUCUGCAGAGAUUCCCUCGACCGGGGUUCCCGCAGCUGGCGCAGAUGACCGGGUUGUCGAGAAAACGGACUUGGUUCCCCUGCUUGACACUUUGCCGGUUAGUAUGGCAGCUGGUACAAGGUCUAUGUCGCGUCCUCUUCACGUCGGCGAUCUCCGGCUCGCCGACCUGCGGAAACUCAUGCAAGCGGCCGGUCACACCGCGGAGUUUCGAGGUGAAGGAACGCUUCUUAUCGACAAGUCAGUGGCGGUGCGCAAGUCGGGUACCGGUAGGAUUGAAGUCGAGGCUGCUGCUCAAGCCGCUGCAAACCAGGCGACCUUGGGCCGAGGUGCCGGAAGCUUCUUGGCUGUGAAGAAAAAGAUAUACGAAGGUCUGGCUGUCGUUUCAGGAAACUAG
Molecule: messenger RNA, 3057 nt
Organism: Penicillium oxalicum
Lineage: Eukaryota; Fungi; Ascomycota; Eurotiomycetes; Eurotiales; Aspergillaceae
Product: cleavage polyadenylation factor subunit CFT2
Exons: 2
Coding region: 1-3057 (1018 amino acids)
Biological process (GO): mRNA 3'-end processing by stem-loop binding and cleavage
Cellular component (GO): mRNA cleavage and polyadenylation specificity factor complex
Molecular function (GO): RNA binding
Source: RefSeq, a predicted model, not a curated record